UGUCCCUUUCGCUUUCACCUCUCAUGCCAGAGUCACAGUUCAGUCUCAUGUCCUCUCCCGGCUUCCGUAGACAUUCCUUCACUGUCAGUUCUGUGCGGUGACAGACAACCAUCGGUGAGCCAGCAAUCCAGCUCCAAGUGUAAACUAUGGAAGAGAUUAAUAACAUUGAAGUCACUCCGUGCACAGAGUCCGACUAUCUGAAACCGCUCAGGGUGCACUAUAACCAGAAUGGCACAAAGAAAUCCUGGGACUUCAUGCGAACCCAUGAUAGUGUAUCAGUGCUGAUCUUCAACACCAGCUCACACUGUUUUGUCCUUGUCAAGCAGUUCCGCCCAGCUGUAUACAUGUGUGAGUGGGAAAGGACCAAGACGCAGCCGCCUAAGUCUGCUGAAAAAACUGAGGAGGGGGCCUCCGAAUCCGCCGCUACAGCCCCCGAGUCUCCGGAGGGCCAGUCGGCCUCAGAGGGUGAGAGCUCUUCUCAGUGGCCCCCGGCCUCAGCGGGCGUCACCUAUGAGCUCUGUGCCGGCCUGGUGGACAAACCCGACCUAUCUCUGGAGGAGAUCGCCCGGCAGGAGGUGCUGGAGGAGUGUGGCUACGAUGUGCCUGCCUCUAAACUGAAGAGGAUUACUUCUUACAGGUCAGGCGUAGGUGUAACAGGCGCCAAGCAGACCAUGUUUUACGCCGAGGUGUCUGACGACAACUGUGUGAGCGCAGGGGGAGGUGAGCCAAAGGAGGGAGAGCUUAUCGAGGUGGUCAAAGUCCCGCUGCACGAGGCCAUGACGUUUGCCUACGACGAGCGUAUACCCAAAACCAUGGGCGUCAUAUUUAGUUUCAUCUGGUUCCAUAAUAACAUGUCUCCCAAGUACAAGAUCUCCACCAAUGUGUAACUAGUAUUAACCAACCCUCUUUAUACUGUUUAUUCCAAAUUAGAUCAAACACAGGCCCAGCACAUCCACACUUCCCCACAUGGCCCUUCAUCCUGUAUUGCCUUUGUGCUUAUUGGUACAUGAUGAAAGGUGGGCCCCUUGUCUUGUUGCCAACAGGUAUCUUUAAGUUUUGUCCCGUUUACCUUUUUGAGUUUCAUGUGGUCUUAAUAUUUUGUCCUAAAAACAAAUUUGCCAUAACUGGUUGUCACUGGCACAUUUAUCUCUUCUUGAUGAUUUUUUUUUUUAAGUCUGUUAAUCAUUUAAUUUACUGUGCCAUCUGUUAUAAAUGGCUGCAUAUCACUGAUUUCAUUUGCCUGCCCUUGAUUAAAGGAAUACUCCACUGCCUUCAGUGUAGGCUCUUGAAUGUUACCUGUAUUUAUAAAAAGCUAAAUAGUAUUUUGAAUACACCUGAUACUGGCUAAGAAAAAGCCAUUUACCAUUCUGCUUUCAGUCAAAUUCCAACUUGUUUCAAGCAUUCCUACAACACCCAGCAUUCAUUGCAAACUCUGUGAUGCUGACCAGCCAUGAGUUGACCAAUGCCCCUGGUUAGCCUCAGUUUGCUAACAUUUUAGCAUGUUAAUAUUUGCAUUGGAGUUGAUGCAAACAGUUGCCUAACAAAGUGUGCCAGAGGACGUCUGCAUCUAAAAUGACAAUACACAUCAUAUGAACAAUGGCUACCUUUUUGUACUGGGCAUUACUUGAACCAUUAAAGAUAUAGAUAAGGUAAAAAAGCAAAACGGUGGAGUAUUCCUUUAAUCCAUGAUCCAGUAAUGCAAAAAUGAUGCUAGUCAAUGGUGGGGCCUUGCAACGAUUGAGGUGUUCGGUGUGUUUUAACCACCACUUGUUCAAGCACGCCUCAGUUAAUUUCUCUAAUCCACAGCCUUUAAGCAAUACUUAUAGUACCCCGUGCUAAACAAUCGCUCAGUGUCAAUGGUAGAAAUCUUUACAAAGUCAAGCCAGUGGACAUAUUAGCAGGCUUUUUCUUCUACAGGUGAAGUGGAAAAUGUGAGUUAGGUAGUCUCACACAUCACCGAAAAAGCAUUCAGCUACCCAUCCCUGCACCAAGGGCCUAAUCUCAGUUAUAAAUUUGUCAUUGUUCUCAAGCACAAUGCUGCAUUGAGUUACCGAUAUUUGGCCUGCAACAUGUCAGUGAACAGUAUUGAUUUCGUUUUUUGAGUUUUGAAGGAAUUCUUUUUACUCUCUUUUGCUAAUUUCGUAUUUUAUUUUGGAAAUACAGUAGAGAAGACACUGUAUAAAGGCUAAAUCCUCCAUUUGUUUUAUCAUUUUCGUUACAAUCAAAGUCAUUUCUAGAGAGUUCAUUUUAAACGGUUACAUUUUGAACACAUUAAUGCAGACGUAGGAGCAUAUUUAAAAGGAUUUAAACCAUCUAAAAGAUUGCCUUUGGUCAUAAUUCAUUUCGGGGGUUCUGUGUCGUAAAUCUCGGAUGGUCAUUAACACGCAAAACCUAAUCUCACAAAGUGAAUCUCAACAGCAGUUUGCCAAAAUCUCAGGUCCAAAUAGUCAAAGUUUUGGUCAUAUUCAGGGUGGAUCUCUGGAUGUGAUGAUGACCAGCAUGUUAUUAUAUUAUUCUAUUUCAAAAUCACUUGCAGUUUAAAGGCAACACCGUUCUUACUAUAUGUUAGUAUUUUUCUUCAUUCAAAAAGGGCUGGUACUUCAUUUAUUAAUCAAUAUGUAAAAAAGAAGAAAUUCCCCCCAUCUUGUAGUUUUCCUAAAAAUAUGCAAGUUUUGAAGCAAGACAAUACUGUUUUUAGAAAAUGACUGCUCACUUAAAACACAUCUCAUUAUUUAUACAUGAUUACAGUUAGAUAAUAAGAAAAGUACUCUUCUUGCAUCUUGCACCUACAAAGUUUUGAAGUAUGUGAGAAAACAAUAUAGUGAGUAAAAAUGUAAUGGUUAUUUAAAAAAAUCUAAGAAAAAAAAAUAACUUUGUUGACUUAAAGAUAAAAUGAAAAAGUGCUGUCUGUUAGAGUUAUUUGUAAGAGUUCAAAGGUGAGAGCACUUUGAACAUAUUGGAGGUGAAAUCAUAAACCUGUUUUAUUGAACAAAAACAAAACCUAGUCCCCAAUAAAAACAACUCUGGUGAAAAAAUGAAGAAAUACUACCGAUGAAUAUGAGCACCAGUUCAGCAUUUAUUUUGUUCUUCAGGGAUUUUUGAGCCGAAGGAACAGCUGACAAUCAAAUGUGAACAUUUGUCUUCUUUUACCCAUAACACCUUGUGUUUUUUUUGGUCAUUUCCAUUGGUAUGUUAGGUGUAUGUACUUGUCCCUACUAGAUCUCACCAUGGUUCUCUUAGAAGAGGACUGAGCAUCAGUUUCAGGUGCAUCAACGCAGUUAUCUGCUGCUGCUUGAUGUCCUAAUGCAUUUUUAUCUGCACAAAACAAAGUGAAGAAUUUGAAUCAUAUCAAACUAAAUAUGUUUCACACACCGAGUCAACUAUUUCGCUCCCAGGUUGUGUAGGAAUAUACGCAGAACCGGUAAGCCAUAUUUAUCUCCCCCUACAUUGCUAUCAUUGAGCUUCUUUGCCCAUUCCGCCCGUCGAAGAUCAUUCCUUGAUGUAGGAUUCUAUAUGUUUGCUGGAACUAGUUGAAUCAUUUUUUAUUUUCUUUAUUUUCUUUGCAAAAGGAAAGAUGACUCUCAUUUGCGUAAUUGAUUUACAUUCUUUCAAAUUAGCACCGAAACCUGAUGUCCAACACUAAAUCAGAUUCUCUGUGUUGUUAAUGUCAUUCGUAAAUUUGGAUGCAAAAUUUCAAACGUAUACAAACUACAGGAUGUAUCUACUUUAUCAAGUUUAGAAAAAAAAUUGGAAGCACCUUUGGAAACCCAUGAAAUGACCACUGGACUUAUGUGUAGUUAUAUGUAGAGUAAAUUAUAAAAGGACACACAUUGUAACACUAAAGAGGCUUUUAAACAAUAUUCUCUUAACUACUUUUUACAUUAUGAUAACAAUCCACCAUAAUAUCUUUUUAUUUUAGCUUUCACUAAGUUAUAUUUUUGACACCUUAUCCUCAUUAGGUCCCCUACCCUCCUUAUUUCCUCCAUCUUCUUCCAUGUGAUCUUUUCUUUAGUCUUAAGUUGAAUAAGGUCUAAGUGAAGUUUAAUGGAGAACCUUACUCAAAGAUUCCCAAUGGUGCUCACAGUUUUCCAUCCUAUCUAGUAUGAGAUGAACUCAUCAUGGAAAACAAUGAACAUGGUCACUUUUUGUCUUGAAAUUACUCAUUAGAAACGUAUCUGCAGUCUCCCACAUUUAAAAUAGGUUAGCCAUAAUCAUUUAAAAAAAAAAAUAAUAAUAAUUUUGUGUAUUUAAAAAGAAAUCUGUUUGCUGAAAUGAGGCCAACUGCUUCUGAUUUGGCUUGAUGUAAAAUGUGACGAAGCCAUUUCAACUUUUAAGGCCAGUCUGUAACUUCAUGUGCCUGUCAAAUGUGGAGAACUGCCAUGUGACUUCUCUUUUGGCUGAAAUAGUUUUUCUUUUUGAGGAAAGUUAUAGCAAAAACACAAAGGCUUUUCUUUGCCUUUUCCUUUGGCUUGUCACUGUGGGCAGCAUCAGUCAGCAAACCAACCCCGGUACAUAUUUCUCCACACUUUCCCUCCAGCUGUUAACUGAAAGUCGAGUGCAUUUAGUGAACAUCACAGAGGACAUACAGCAGCCUUAAUCACUGACAAAACAAAAGUGGCAUCCACAAAAAUAGAUGGCAGCUGCAAGUGGGAGGGAUCAAUUCUAACGUCUAAAGAUGUUGUGAUUUCAGCUCGAUUGUUGCAGAGAAUUCAAUUGCUUAAAGACACAACCAGCGUGGCAGCACUUCAGGUUCAGCUGGUUCAGCCAGCUUCUCUAUAUAAGCAGUGAAAGAUAUGAUGGAAAGUUUAAUUUACUUGAGGCCUGUAUUUUAUUUUUAUUCCGCCUGUGGAGUCAAAACUCACAAGUUGAUCUGUUAUCAGACCUCCAGUCUAUUUUAUACUCAACCAUUUUUUAUUAGUUUUAUAAGCUAUUCAGAUGUGACAGGCUAUGUUUUUAUAAUCUCAUUUAGUUUUCAACCUAUGUAUGUUUUUCUGCGUACAAUGCUGAAGUUUUAGUUUGAAGCCAAACUCUGAACUCUCAUAGGGUUGACUUUAUUCUAAUGGAAGCCAUGUAAAGGUCGGUAACACUGGUGAUUGGCAGUGUUCUUGGAGGACUUAAAGAUAAAAGUUCAACCUUAUUCGUUUUUUGUUUUUUUUUCUGAGAGCAAUAUGAGAAUAUUCAUAGCACUCUCAUGUCUGUACAGUGAAUAUGAAGCUACAGCCAGUAGCUGGCUAUACUUGUAUGUAAUGUAGCUUAGCAUACAGACUUGAAACAGGGGGAAACAGCUAGCCUGGCUCUGAGAAAAGGUUACAGAAUCUGCCUACCCUCACCUCUAAAUUACAUUUUUUUAUAGGGGACCAAUAUCAGGCUACUCCUUGUCUGGGACCAGUAACAGCUUUGGUUGCCUGGCAACUGGUCCUGGCAAAGAAAAAGUUUGACAAAUAACCCCUCGUGAAGCGGAGAAGCAUCUCUUUUACACUUCGGUUUUUGUAUGGAUUAAACAAGAUACAAUGUGUUAAUUAGUGAGCUUUAGCUGUUAGCUUUGGCUAGCUGUUUCCAGUCUUUGUGCUAAGCUAUGCUAACCGGUUUCUGGCUGUAGCAUCAUCUUUACUGUAUAGCCAUAAGAGGGAUCAGUCUUCUUAUCCAGCUCUCGGCAAGAAAGCGAAUAAGUGUAUUUCCCGAAAUGUUGAAUUAAACCUUUAAGUCUCCCACCGCGCGACAAGCCUAGCCUUCCCCUCUACGACAAAAGUAAAAGCACUUUUGACAGUCCAGAGUGAGGUUGCAGACUGUGCCACUGGUAAGCCAUAUGCUACUUCUAUUGAAUAAAACACUAAUAUAUGAGGUUAUUAAUGGUUGUAUAAUUCAUUCUUUCCUAUGCUGGAUAUUAACCAUUAGCCCAGCAUUGGACAUUUCUACCUCCAUCACUCAGGCACAUAGCGAAAAUAUGUUGUGUCCGUUUGCUUGGUUCUAAGGCGCUGACAUAUCAAAUUCUCAGCAACAUGUCAGAAAUGUCAGCACUCAGUUGUUCUCUGUGACUGAAUACUUAAUUCAUUGGUACCAGACUUUUGUAGAUGUACCCCCAUGGCUGUGCUGUAGUUGCUUCUUCAACUGUGAUGGUUUUUUAUUUUUUUUUCUGUUAAUGGUUUGUGCACUGUUUGACAAUUUCUUACUGUAUAUUCAAUGAUCAUGAGCUGAACAACAGUUAAUCAUGAACAUGUUUUUUAAAGGUGCUAUGUGUAGUAUUCUCUAAAUACUGUUAAAUUAUAACUUGGACCACAGAUGUGGCAGUUUAAACAUGACCUCUGGUGAUCUACUCAAUAUUCCUUUGUUUGUUGGAGAAGGUACUUUUGAUUUUGGAUGAAGUCGGUCGCGUUUGCUUCUUUAUUGGCAGACUGGUAGCUGAAUAUUCAGAAGCAACACUGGGAAGAUAAUCAGAUUUGCUGCUAUCAUGCUGUUCAUAGUGACUAUAAAGUGUAGCACAUGUUGUUCUGUUAGGUAGUGUAAUAUUCAGUGAAAAUUCUACACAUAAUACCUUUAAGUGAAAGAAGUAUUAUGAUUUUUCUCAUAGUAAAGACCUGAAGAAAUUUGUCCAAUUGUGAUUUUUUUUUAAAUUUUUUUUAUUUCUGGUGUCUUUCACUGAAUUUGUGUUUAAAAAAAAAAAAUCAGAAAAAAAAAAGUACAAACACGAACAUUGGAGUUUUACGAAUUUAUCAUGUAUUUAUGCUUUAUUAAAAGUGUAUACUCAUUGUGGGCAGUGUUUUCUGUAAUGUUUAAAUUUUGUUAAUUUAUUACCUAAAUGUUGAAAUAUUAAACACUUUUAAAACAUGAACACUUGGUACAUACAUACAGUAUAUAUUUAAAUAUGAUACUUUGCAUGUGCACUAACUGUGUUGGAUUAAACUGCAUUAAGUUUAAAUAAAAUGGGUUUGAUGCCCAAAACGUAA
Molecule: messenger RNA, 6944 nt
Organism: Sander lucioperca (pikeperch)
Lineage: Eukaryota; Metazoa; Chordata; Actinopteri; Perciformes; Percidae
Gene: nudt14
Product: nudix (nucleoside diphosphate linked moiety X)-type motif 14
Exons: 5
Coding region: 147-887 (246 amino acids)
Biological process (GO): ribose phosphate metabolic process; nucleoside phosphate metabolic process
Molecular function (GO): metal ion binding; UDP-sugar diphosphatase activity
Source: RefSeq, a predicted model, not a curated record